GGAUUGCCCAGAGUUUUUCAGAACUCAUUUCCUAUAAUGAAAGCUGCAAAAUUAUUGCCAAAAAAAACCCAGAUAAGUAAAAGCAUGAGACAUUUUCUUUUGGCGAUGUUCUUAAGAGCCUAAAUGCAGUUUUCCUAUCAGUGUAAAUUACAACAUUUAGAAUAAAACCCCGCUAGAUUCUGUAGAGUUCUUUUUCUGACUUAUUUCCCGGCUGUACCACUACAGGUCUUACCACUAGAGGAUAGCAACGAUCAGAAAAGUAAAGAAGCUACUGGUGCUAUGGAGGAUUCUGAAGGGGAAAUCACGGCCCAACCGGAAGUUGCAGCUGAUGGGGAAGAUACAACCCAAGUGGAAGGCACAAUCCAAGGGGAAAGCGCGUCCCCAGGGGAGGGCGCAUUCCAAAGGGAAGGUGCAUCCCAAGGGGGAAUUAGAUCUGACGUGGAAACUGAAUCCCAAGUGGAUGUCAAAUCCGAAGUGGAAGCCGAAUCUGAAGUGGAAGUCGAAUCCCCUGAAGCGAAAAUCAGUGCACUAUUCGUCAGUGAUACGGAUUUCAGUCCUGAGAAACCGUCUGAAGAUGAAGUAGGUUCCACAAACCUGCGUGAAGGAGUAAACGAAGGAGCUGAUCUUAAAGACUGCACCAGUUCAUCAGAACUGAGUGAAGAGUCAUCUGAGCAAAGCGACCAGCUUAACAAAUUGGAAAAAGCCAGCGAAGACCCCCAGGAGCAGAAGUUCCCUAUAUGGGCGCGCCACCGCUUCCACCUGAGCCAGGGGAGCAGCAUCGUGUCCUCUGAUGCCGACGAGCUGGUGUCUGCUGCCCCCUCUCCAUCCCCAGAGCUGUCGGAAGCCCACCCGAGGGAAGCAGUCCAGCCCCCAUUCCUGGACCACCUCCAGCAGUUAAGCCCAGCAGAGGAAGGGGCCCUGGUGGAGCCGAGCGAGUCUGAGGGAAGCGAUGAGGCCGAGAAUGAGUCCCAGCUGGUGGUUUUGGACCCAGACCAUCCCCUGAUGAUCAGAUUCCAGGCGGCGCUGAAGAGCUUCCUCACCAGACAGAUAGAGAAGCUGAAGCUGGAGCUCCAGGAGCUGGCCGUGGCCGCCAAGCAGACGCACGCCCAGCGGCAGGAGGUGGGCGUGAGCCUCUACGGGGUCCAGCAGCAACUGGCGCGCCUGCAGAUGCAGCUGGAGCGCAGCCACGACCGCUACUCCAUCGCCGCCUGCGCGCGAAGGCAGAAGGAGGAGGAGCUGCAGGGCACGCGCGUUCUCUACGCCCGGACCUGCGCGGCCGCCAACGAGGAGCGCAGGAAGCUGGCAGCACUGCACGCUGAGGUGGAGAGCCUGUCCCUGAAUCUCUUCUACAUGCAGCACAUAGACCAGGAUGUGCGUGAUGACAUCUGCGUGAUGAAGCAAGUCGUCAAGAAAGCUGAGAUGGAGAGGAUGCGGGCCGAGGUUGAGAAGAAAAAGCAGGACCUACACGUGGAUCGGCUCACCACUCAAGUCAAUCAGCUGGAAGAAAACAUUGCCCUGUUUGAGGCUAAGUGUCUUGCCCAGGCUGAGGACACCCGGACCUUACGAAAAGCAGUGAGUGAGGCCUGCAUGGAAAUUGACGCCAUCAAUGUGGAGAAGAAGCGUAUCCUGCAGCAAUGGGCCACCAGCCUGGUGGGGAUGAAGCACCGUGAUGAGGCACACAGGACCAUCCAGGAGGCCUUGAGGUGCGGGGUGCAGGGGUGCAGGCAUCAAGUCAAGUCCAUUGACGGGGAGAUUGAAGCCUAUAAGAAAUCGAUCACGAAGGAGGAAGAGAAGAAUGAGAAGCUAGCAAGCAUCCUGAACAGGACAGAGACUGAAGCCAACCUCAUGCAGAAGCUGACUGCCCAGUGCCUGGCCAAACAGGAGGCCCUGCAGAACGAGUUCAACACCUACCGGCUUACCCUUCAGGACACCGAGGACAUCCUGGGCAAGGCCUACCAGGAACACACAGCCCUUCUGGGUGAGCUGCAGACCAUCAGCCAAGCCAUCCAAAACGAGCUGGACACGAGGAGGAAGAUGGAGGCAUCCAUCCUGGAAAAGCUGCAGGAGCACAUGACCUCCAACAAGAUGACCAAGUACUUCAGCCAGCUCAUCGUCAAGCUGCAGAAGGAAAAGACCAACCUGGUGACACAUCUUUCCAAAAUUGAUGGUAACAUCGCUCAGACCACCCUCAACAUCACGAACACCAACUGCCGGCUAGACGUGCACCAGAAGACGCUGGUCGAGCUGGACAAGGAGGUGAAGAAGGUCAACGACCUCAUCACCAACAGUGAAAACGAGAUCUCCAGGCGCACCAUCCUGAUUGAGAGAAAGCAGGGGCUCAUCAACUUCUUCAAUAAGCAGCUGGAACAAAUGGUUUCCGAACUGGGGGGGGAAGAGGUCGGGCCCCUGGAGCUUGAGAUCAAGAGGCUGACGAAGCUGAUUGAUGAGCACAAUGCCAGCGUGACCCAGGCCCAGGUGAGCUGGCUGCGCCUGCAGCAGGAAAUGGUCAAGGCCACUGAAGAGCGUGAGGAGCAGCUGGCGAACCUGAACAUCUUCAGUAAGGAGAUCCACAUCCUGGAGCGGAAGAAGCUGCGGAUCGAGAACAAGAUCACGCAGGAGAAGAAGGAACAGAAGGAGAUUGAGCGGCACAUGAAGGACCUGGACAACGACCUGAAGAAGCUCAACAUGCUGAUGAACAAGAACCGGUGCAGCUCAGAGGAGCUUCAGCAGGUCACCAUGGUGACGGAGACCGAGUUCGUGCGCUCGAUCAAGGCCUCUGAGAGAGAGAGCAUCGAGCUGCAGGAGAAGCUGAACCAGCUCCAAGAGGAGAAGAUGGGCAUCCUGAACAGCCUGGUGGAAGCAGAGCACCAAAUCAUGCUUUGGGAGAAGAAAAUCCAGCUGGCCAAAGAGAUGCGCGCCUCGGUGGAUUCCGAGACCGGCCAGGCAGAGAUCCGAGCCAUGAAGGCCGAGAUCCACCGCAUGAAGGUCAAGCACGGGCAGCUGCUGAAGCAGCAGGAGAAGAUGAUUCGUGACAUGGAGAUGGCCGUGGCUCGCAGGGACACCAUCAUGGCCCGGGCCGAGGGCCAGAGCAAGAUAGACAGGAAGUUGCUAACCCGCACGGGCUUCUACCACAAGCAGGUGGAGCUGAGACGGAAAAUCAGGGACAUUCACAAGGCCACGGAGGACUGCACCAAAGCUGUCUCAGAGCUGGAGGAAAGGCAGAAAACCCUGGGCGACUCCCUGAUGGAGAAGCAGCAGAAGCUGUCGGCCGUGCAGUCCGACUCCGACCUUCUUGACGCUGACCUCGAACGGCUCGUGGCCCUCAAGCGGCAGAACCUCUCAGAGAUCGUGACUUUGCAGACGCGCCUGAAGCACCUCCAGGCUGUGAAGGACGGGAAGUACGUGUCCCUAUUCUGCUCUGAGCAGUCCCUGCAGGCGGAAAGCAAGCGGCUGGACAACCGGCUGGCCAUCAUUGGCGCCAUCCUGGACCACGUGAAGAAUGAGUACCCCCAGUUUCAGGAGACUCUGCACAAGCUCAGCCAGACCAUCGCCACCAAGCUGGAAGCGUAGGGGUCUCCCAAGGGGCAGCCACCACGUGGACGAGAUAGUGAUAACGUUUUUCCCCCAGACAUUAGCAAUCUUUUUGUGUGGCCAGAGCCAUGCUACCCUUGGAGAAUGAAACAGAUCAGGAGAAAUAAGCAGGCCAGCACUUUUUUUUUUUUUUAAACCAUCCAGCAGUUUCAACUGAGUAAAAUCCCAACAUUUCCCAUGGUGUUUCCAUGAGCUUGCGCCUUCUGUAUGCAAAGACAGAGCUGGGCACACAAACCCAUAUUCCUACGCGGGCCUUACUGUUUGGUGGAGGGUCCUCCCGGUUCUGCACGUGACUGUGCUUCCUCGUAACAAUGAGCGACUACUGGCUCAGAAUCUGGGGCGAGGAAACAAGAACGGACCCCCCAAAAAACGGGGCAUAUCUAGGCAGCAUGGCCUUGAAGAUGCACUUCACCUCACCCCUUAGCUUUGUCUACUGCGGUGCAUCUGAAGGGCCAUGACCCACCCCGUUUUCCACAGCUGCCCCCUGGAACUCAGGACCUUUCUCCCACUGCCACUCCCAGUUUAAAUUAACUCCAGGUUCACAGCUUGCAGAAGGUUAGGGACCUCAGGACAUCAAGGGAAGUUCUCGUGGAGGCGAGACCCGCUGAAAUGAGACCUCCGCAUCCCAUCUUCCGCCUGCUUAUCUCUUCUUGCUUAUCAGCCCCACACUGUGGCUCCCACACGCUUGAUUUCUGAGUACCUGUUACCUUGUGGCUUCUCGGAAGUUUAAAAGGAAAAUGUUCUAUGAAAUGAUUUCAUUUUCAAACUUUUCAGCAAUAAAUUAAAAAUUUUUUUUUUUUCCUGAAUUUGAGUGCUGUUGUUAGCUGCCAUCCAGUUGGCUCCAACUCAGCAGACCCCAACGUACAACAGAACAGAACGUUGCCUGGUCCUCAUUUCUGUCUUCAUGUUGACACGCUCAAGUCCAUUAUAGUGGCCACUUUGUAUUUUGAGUGCCUUCUAACCUAGGGGGCUCAUCUUCCAGCACUGUACUGGACCAUAUUCUGUUGUGAUCGGUAUGGGUUUCAUUGGCUGAUUUUUGGAAGUAGGUCACCAGGCCGCUCUUCCUCGUCUGCCUGAGUCCGGAAACUCUGCUGAAACCAGCCCACCAUGAGUGACCCUGCUGGUAUCUGAACUACCAGGACGUAGCUUCCAGCAUCACAGCAACACAUGCAAGGCACCACAGCGUGACACACUGACAGGACACAGGGAAGGCCCUUAACUCCCCCCCACCCAAAGGUAACAGACAACCACUGCUCAUGUUUGGGCCGACCCUGUUGCAGACUUUUUCUAUGCAUAUAUUUUCGUCAUAAGUUAAGGUCAUACGGUGUAAACAGUUUUUAUAUUUCACCUUUAAAAACGUGCUCAUCUUAAUACAAGCAUUUUUAGACUUCAUGACAAAUUCUUUGCAAACGUCAUUGAAUUUUUAUGGGUUAUCACAACGUUCUUAACGAUUCCUUUACCAUAGGCCCGGUAUUAAGUUGCUUCCAAGUUCUAUUUUUAACAUCUCCGGGAGGACCCCUUUGUGCGUGAGCGGCUGUCCACCUCUCCGGCUGGAUUUGCAGGAGGGGCAUUCCUGGGGCUAAAGGCGCGCCUUAACAGCUGCGGGGAUAAAAGCAGGUCGAGGGACGCACCUGCCCCUUACCCAGCCGGGAAAUGGCAAUUUCAGCCUCCCCGCAAGUGCGCGCUUCCUCGGGGUGUCCUCGAAG
This is a messenger RNA of Loxodonta africana (African savanna elephant), 5297 nucleotides long. It is a transcript of the gene CCDC40, whose product is annotated as coiled-coil domain 40 molecular ruler complex subunit. Gene Ontology annotation, biological process: heart looping; axoneme assembly; epithelial cilium movement involved in determination of left/right asymmetry. The record is from RefSeq and is a predicted model, not a curated record. The transcript has 18 exons. Gene Ontology annotation, cellular component: cilium; cytoplasm. NCBI's taxonomy places the organism in Eukaryota, Metazoa, Chordata, Mammalia, Proboscidea, Elephantidae. The coding region runs from base 280 to 3570 and encodes 1096 amino acids.